Molecule: messenger RNA, 2912 nt
Organism: Nothobranchius furzeri (turquoise killifish)
Lineage: Eukaryota; Metazoa; Chordata; Actinopteri; Cyprinodontiformes; Nothobranchiidae
Source: RefSeq, a predicted model, not a curated record
UCCAGGGUGUUGGUUCCUUCUUUAAACAAUCUCUUGUGUGUCUUUCAACUUUAUUAAGUGGAAAUUAACAAAAUAAAGGAAUGUUUUUAGAGGCCUUUUACUGGGAGAGCCUGCUGAAAUCUGUACUGGUCUGGUAACCCCACUAGCUAAAGCCCUUACCAAGCAGAAAGAUCUGAUUACAUGACAAGAGUGAUGCUCCGUUACGCUGCUCAUACACUUUCUUUUUGACAUGCACAGUCAGGGAUCUGACUCAGUUUAAAUGAGGAGUGGGUUUUGGAUCACCACUAUGCUCAGCUGCAGCUUGAGAGAUGGGCAGGGCUGCACCAACCAGUCGCUAGAAAAGGACAAGAUCCUCCAGCAUUCCACGCUCCUGAAAUCCAUCAAGUCCUCUGAUGUGGACCAAGAUGAUUUCUUCACCAACUUACAGUUUCAUUCUUCUUCUCUUUCUCUGUGCGGUCGAUUCAGGACGGAUUUUGAGUAAAAUCAAGGAUUGUGUACGUGACCACCAACUGCAGAAAAACCAGGAUUAUCUUCUGACCCUGACUGCCAGUGAUCACCAGCUGCUCCCACAGGUGAAAGAAUCUUGGAUCUAUCAGCCGCUGGAUCACUUCAAUCGACAGGACAUCAACACCUUCCCUCAGAGGUUCUUUGUGAAUGAGGCCUACUGGCAGUGCCCUGAUGGUCCAGUGUUUCUAUUCAUUGGUGGAGAAGGGCCCAUCCAUGAGUUGGAUGUUCUUAUAGGUCAUCAUGCUGACAUGGCUAAAGAGCACAGGGCUCUGCUGCUGGCUGUGGAACACCGUUUCUAUGGCAACAGCAUCAACCAAGAUGGCCUAAAAGCAGAGAACCUGGCAGUCCUGAGCAGCCAGCAGGCGCUUGCUGACUUGGCGGUUUUUCACCAAUACAUCAGUCAGAGCUUCAACCUGAGCUGCAGGAACACCUGGAUCAGCUUCGGAGGCUCGUAUUCUGGAGCUCUGUCGGCCUGGUUUAGAGGAAAGUUUCCCAAUCUGGUCUAUGGCGCUGUGGCCUCUUCAGCUCCAGUCCAGGCAAAGCUGGACUUCUCUGGAUACAACAAAGCUGUCGGCUUGAGUCUGAUGAACGAGGCUGUUGGUGGCUCGGAGAAAUGUUUUGCUAAAGUCCGGGAGGCGUUUGCUCGUGUUGAAACAGCGCUGAUGGGAGGGAAUUCAAGCCAGGUUGCUGUGGACUUUGGUUGCUGUCAGACUCCCAAGAAUCUCGAUGAUCAGACUGAGCUUGUGCAAAACCUGGCUGACAUCAUAAUGGGAGCUGUGCAGUAUAAUGAAGAGGGCGUGCUCAUGUCUAUAGCCGAGCUCUGCGGUGUCAUGACCAGUCCUAGUGAGGAAGAGGAGGCAGAGAUGGGGGCCUACAGACAGCUUAUUAAACUCUCACAGGUUUACCGCUCCACCUCUGAGGAGACGUGUCUGGACAUUUCUCAUGAGAAAACCAUGAAGGAUCUGAUGGACACAUCUGUCCACACGCAUAGAAGAGCUGAGAGACAGUGGACAUACCAGACCUGCACUGAGUUUGGCUUUUACCAGACUUGUGAGGACACAACUUGUCCAUUCUCUGGGAUGUUAACCCUGAAGGCUCAGACUCAGCUCUGUGCUGAGGUGUUUGGGAUUUCCCAGCAUUCCCUGCCUGCACGCAUCGCCUUCACCAACAGUUACUACGGAGAAGACCACCCAGACACUAACAGGGUCCUUUACGUCAACGGUGGAGUUGACCCAUGGAAAGAGCUGUCAGUGGUCCAGGGCAGCAGACAGGAUGGAGAUGGGGCUCAGGCCGUCUUCAUUGAGGAUACAGCACAUUGUGCCGACAUGCUGAGCCCAAGAGCCACAGACCGUCACUCACUCAAGACAGCAAGACAGGAGAUUGAGGAACGUGUUACCAGCUGGUUGAGGACAGCAGCUCUGAAGACGAUGGAGACAGUGUCCAUCUGACUGACCAAAUCACAUGAUCAGGUCUCAUCUUUACAUCAUUUUGGAUUUUCUACUUUGUCUUUUCUUCCUCUUAAAUCCCAGCUAUGAACCCUCACUGCAGAUAAGCGCUCCUUUUGGUUUUAGCUUUAUCUAAAAUGUUUAUCAAGACUUCUGCGCAUUUUUUGUUUUUGCUCUAAAACCAACCUUUACACCAUUUCGAUGGUUGGUUCCUAAUGGCUUACUUAUGUCUGUGAUCAUAUAAAAUGUAAUGCCUUGUUUUAUAACCUUUAUCACGUCUUGUCACCUUGUGUGUCCACUAGGGGGUAGUAUUGUUACAUUGACAGGAAACAUGUUUUUACAGAUUCAGAUUGUAAGAUCAAAGUGCUGCUAAAUAAAAACAAAAAUUAACCGACACAUCAUAAUUAUCUCUGUAUUUUUGGUUUAGAUAUGGAUGCCAUGUAGUGAUUUUAGCAGUAAGCUGGGUGUGUUUAGUGGGAAAAAAGGUGAGAGAGUACCAGUUGUCCCAAGGCCAUCUGUCUGUUGGUGUGUGUGUGUGUGUGUGUGUGUGUGUGUGUGUAUAUGUGUGUGUGUGUGUGUGUGUGUGUGUGUGCGUUUAUGCGUGAACCUCUCAGCAGGGGAGCAAAAGUGGUAGGUCGUAACCCCGCUGACCCCGUGGGAGUGGAGAUCAUCAAUCAACCAGGGGCUGGACAGAACAGCAGGAGAGGACACCCACAAGCACACAUACACAUUUAAACAAGCAGAUACUGUACACACACACACACACACACACACACACACACACACACACACAAGCACACAUACACAUUUAAACAAGCAGAUACUGUACACACACACACACACACACACACACACACACACACACACACACACACAAGCACACAUACACAUUUAAACAAGCAGAUACUGUACACACACACACACACACACACACACGCACGCACGCACGCACUCACACAC